AUGCACGAACUAGCAGCGUAUGCCAAACCGCAAGAGUCCAAGAUGAAGUACCAGUACUUGGGACAAUCCGGACUCAAGGUCUCUCAGAUCAUCCUGGGAGCCAUGUCCUACGACGAGGAGCAAGCAUUGCCUCUACUCAAAUAUGCCUACGACCGCGGCAUCAAUACUUGGGAUACUGCAGACGUUUACUCUAACGGCCGCAGCGAAGAAAUCAUCGGCAAGGCAAUCACAGAAUACAAAAUUCCUCGCCAUCGCCUCGUGCUGCUGACAAAAUGCUACUUUGGCGUCACCGACGACGACAACAAUGUUCACCAACCCACGAUUCCUGAAAUGAUGACCAAUGACGGGGACUUGGUGAACCGCGUGGGAUUAUCGAGAAAGCAUAUCUUUGAUGCAGUGGAAGCUAGUGUGAAGAGAUUGGGUACUUAUAUCGAUGUAUUGCAAAUCCACAGGCUGGACAGAGGAGCCCCGAAAAAGGAAAUCAUGAAGGCGUUGAACGAUGUCGUUGAAAAGGGCUGGGUGCGCUAUAUCGGUGCUUCUUCAAUGGCAGCUUGGGAAUUCCAACAACUGCAGAACAUUGCAGAAACAAACAACUACCACAAAUUCAUCAGCAUGCAAAACUACCACAACCUCCUCUACCGCGAAGAAGAGCGCGAGAUGAUACCCUAUUGCAAAGCCACCGGCGUGGGCUUGAUCCCUUGGUCCCCCAUGGCCCGCGGCAUCCUCGCCCGCCCUUGGUCCUCUCGCACAUCAACUCGCGAGUCCUCUGACAACACACUCAAAGCUUUGAUCCGCAACAAAGAAACCUCCGCCGACGAAAAGAUUGUCAAGAAAGUUGAGGAAAUGGCAGAGAGAAAAGGGAUAAGUAUGGCGGGUGUGGCGGUGGGGUGGAGUGUCGCCAAAGGCGAUAUCCCGAUUUUGGGGUUGAGCAGCAAAGAGAGGAUUGAUGAGGCGUGUGCGAAUUGUAGGGUGGAGUUGAGUCAAAGGGAGAUUGCCGAGUUGGAGGAGUUGUACGUGCCUAAGGCUGUUAGUGGGUUCUAG
Molecule: messenger RNA, 1041 nt
Organism: Aureobasidium namibiae CBS 147.97
Lineage: Eukaryota; Fungi; Ascomycota; Dothideomycetes; Dothideales; Saccotheciaceae
Product: Aldo/keto reductase
Exons: 7
Coding region: 1-1041 (346 amino acids)
Source: RefSeq, a predicted model, not a curated record